CGAAACAACGUCUCCCAUUGCUGCGAUGAACCUCUACCUAGUCACGCCCACAACUCUGGUAUUCUACGUCCCACAAACACCUUGUCCAAUUCCUGUAAUGUACCGUCUCACUGCCACCCACCGUCGCUUCCGGUUUCCCCAUGCCACCUCUCGAUAGCAUGAAGACGCACGUCGCAGACUCUGUGAUGCUACGCUCGGUCCUCACCAUCUUCGCUGGAAGUUCUCGCCAUCUUUGUCGAUCCAUAUCUAUAAUUGCACGGCGAUCCGUGAAUCCUCAUGAUUCUCUUGAUCAUGCCAUGCAAAAUACGCUCGUCCUCCCGUGCUCGAAGUGGCAACACCUACCUCGCGACAUCAAACGCCGACAGAAUCUGCAACCGGUACUCUCAGCCUUCAUCAUCUUAACGUGAGGUCCUUGCCAUUCCCCGCCGGCCGCCCCCCUUAACGGGACUGCAAGUCGUGCACUCUCAUGAACCUGUCGAUCGCGUCCUACGGAGGUUGCUCUUGCCGACCUAGGUCUUUG
Messenger RNA from Laetiporus sulphureus 93-53, 520 nucleotides. RefSeq lists its product as uncharacterized. The record is from RefSeq and is a predicted model, not a curated record. The transcript has a single exon. NCBI's taxonomy places the organism in Eukaryota, Fungi, Basidiomycota, Agaricomycetes, Polyporales, Laetiporaceae. Bases 141 to 407 code for a protein of 88 amino acids.